AUGCACAGAGUACUCAGAAUCGGCGUCGACGUUGGCGGUACAAAUACCGAUGGAGUGAUACUAGACCCUACAAAGGCCUCAGAGCCGGGAAAGGGUAUCGUUGCAUGGCACAAAGCACCAACGACCACAAAUCCUAGCUUGGGCAUCAGUGAUGCUCUAGUAUUUAUGUUCGACCAAGCCGAAAUCAAUCCUCAAGACGUUGCUUCUGUGACUAUUGGUACUACACAUUUUGUCAAUGCGGUGGUGGAAAGGGAUGCUGCGAGGCUUGCCCGGGUAGCCGUGAUUCGACUUUGUGGGCCUUUCAGUAAACACGCUUUACCAUGUUUAGACUGGCCGACCGACAUGAGGGAGCUCAUCCUUGGUCACUAUGCUUUGGUCAAGGGUGGUCUUGAAGUGGAUGGCAACUUGAUCUCGGACAUCAAUGCCGACGAGAUCAGGGAACAAUGUGAAAUCAUCAAGGGAAAAGGUAUAACAAGCAUUGUGGUGAACGGGGUCUUUAGUCCGAUCGACAACACUCAUCAUCAAGAGGAGCAGACUGCGCAGAUCAUUAGCGAAGCUCUACCUGGGUGUCAUGUGGUCCUCUCUAAAGAAGUCGCCAACCUCGGAUUCCUGGAGCGCGAGAACGCUGCCAUUCUGAACGCCUCCAUUCUGCCUUUCGCAAGGAAAACUAUUCGCUCCUUCCAAGAACCUAUCAAACUACUUGGGCUAACAUGCCCUGUCUUCCUGAGUCAGAAUGAUGGGACAAUACUGAGCGGUGAGAUGGCAUCACGAUUGCCUAUCAAGACGUUCUCCAGUGGACCAACAAACAGUAUGAGAGGCGCAGCAUACCUAGCCCAAGGCGAGACAAAGGAAGCAAUGAUGGUCGUCGAUAUCGGUGGAACAACAACUGACGUCGGCUUACUACUCGCCAAUGGCUUCCCCAGACAAGCAGCAGCAUACUCUGAAUUUGCCGGCGUUCGCAUGAAUUUCUCGUGUCCUGAUGUCAAAAGUAUCGGCCUCGGAGGCGGGUCCAUCGUACGAGAGCGUAAUGGCGAAACCACCGUCGGCCCUGACAGCGUGGGUUACAAGAUCCAGACAGAAGCUCUUGUAUUCGGCGGCAAUAUCGCUACGACUACCGACUAUACAGUCGCUGGAAGUGAGAAUGUCGACAUCGGCGAUCGCAGUAAGGUGAAGCAUCUGUUCGAGACCGGCAUCUCUUCCUUCAAGGCAGUAACGAAGGCAAUGCUUGAGAAAGUCGUCGAUACUAUGAAAACAUCGCCAGAAGAUCUGCCAGUACUACUGGUAGGUGGAGGAGCAGUGAUAGCUCCCGACGAGCUGCAGGGCGCAAGUCGCGUGAUCAAGCCCGAGUAUUCGGGAGUAGCUAACGCAAUCGGAGCUGCUAUUGCAAGAGUCAGCGCUGUGAUCGAUACAGUCAAGUCAACUGAAACCAAGAAUGUUGCUCUUCUGGUAGAAGAGAUAUCGAGAGAAGCGAUUGGAAAAGCGGUAGAGUCUGGAGCUGCGCAAGACUCUGUCAAAAUUGUCGAGGUUGAGACACUACCCUUACCAUACAUUGCGAAUAAGAGCAGAUUCAUCAUCAGAGCUGCAGGAGAAUUCGACUAUACUCGCGCCAACGAGAUGAAUUCGACUACAGAAGACGAGCUUUCAGACGACAACAACAUGAACGCCUACGAGAAGAAUGGCAAUAAGUCUCAAAGAAACGUCAAUGCGGACAACAAGCAUGUUAUAGCUGAGCCGGUCAACAUCACCACAUAUAAGCCAAAAGUUGAGGAUCGAGUCUGGUAUGUCUCGGAGACCGAUCUCGAUUGGAUGGCCAUCGGCUGCUAUAUUCUAGGGACUGGCGGUGGUGGCUCUCCAUACUCGCAUAUGCUUCGUAUGAGAAGCCUCCUACGUAACGGAGAUAUCAUCAGAGUCAUCAAUCCGCAUGAUCUUAAGGAUGAGGACCAAGUGGGUUGUGGAGGUGGAGCUGGCUCACCCACUGUCGGUAUCGAAAAACUCCCUGGCGAUGAGAUGAUGGAUGCUCAACAUUGUCUCUAUGAGCAUUGUGACAGAAAGGCUACUGCCAUGAUUGCACUAGAGAUUGGGGGCGGCAACGGGCUGCAAGGUAUGAUUCUUGGAGCAAGCUCUAACAUGAAUCUUCCAACUGUUGACGGCGACUGGAUGGGAAGAGCAUACCCGACUAAAUGGCAAACAACACCUGUUGUAUUCAACGAGCGACCAUGCGUGUUCUGCCCGAUCGCAACAGCAGAUGGAAAUGGUAAUUUGAUUUACAUGCCAACAGCCACGUCGGAUCUGGCUGUGGAACGAAUCAUUAGAGCCGCAUUGUCUCAGAUGGGUUCUCACGUCGGUUGCGCAGAGGGUCCAGUCACCGGGGCAGAAACAAAGCGCUGGGCUGUCGAACACACAAUAUCUCUAGCCUGGCGCAUCGGUCGAGCAGUCGCCGCAGCACGCCAAAGCAAUCGUAUAGACACCGUAGCCGAAAGCAUCAUCGACGAGGUCGGUGGUCCCGAAGCAGCAAAAGUCAUCUUCAAAGGCAAGAUCGUUGGUGUAGAACGUACACUACGCAAUGGUCACGUCUAUGGCGAAGUCAUCAUUGAAGCAGCUGCCGACACUUCUUCUACUGAGUUCAAGGGCCGUAUCAAGAUUCCCUUCAAGAAUGAGAAUAUUGCCGCGUUCAAGGUCAACGAGCAUGGGAGUGAGGAAGUGUUAGCGAUUGUACCAGAUCUCAUUGCAGUGAUUGAUGCACAGUCAGGAGAAGCUAUUGGCACUCCUGAGUAUAGGUAUGGUCUGUUAGUCACGGUCAUUGGUAUCACAGCUAGUGAUAAGUGGACUUCGACUCCACGAGCCAUUGAGAUUGGCGGACCAAAAGCGUUUGGCCUGACGGACAUCGAGUAUAAACCACUUGGGAAGUUUGUCAAGCCUAUCAGUGUUAUUGACGAGUAUUCUGAUUAA
Molecule: messenger RNA, 2949 nt
Organism: Aureobasidium subglaciale EXF-2481
Lineage: Eukaryota; Fungi; Ascomycota; Dothideomycetes; Dothideales; Saccotheciaceae
Exons: 10
Coding region: 1-2949 (982 amino acids)
Biological process (GO): glutathione metabolic process
Cellular component (GO): cytosol
Molecular function (GO): 5-oxoprolinase (ATP-hydrolyzing) activity
Source: RefSeq, a predicted model, not a curated record